This is a messenger RNA of Xyrichtys novacula (pearly razorfish), 3207 nucleotides long. Lineage: Eukaryota; Metazoa; Chordata; Actinopteri; Labriformes; Labridae. The record is from the annotation of a GenBank genome assembly.
AUGUCUGCCGUCUACUUCCAGCUCUUAACCAUCUUCUGCUUCUGCUGCACAGCGCUGACGGACUCAGGUGAGACUCGUCACAGCUAUAAAUACCUAAAACAGAAGAAGAUGGUUUUUAAACGAAGCAAUAUGAAGCUCUGAAGCUUUAUUUAACAGGAAACUCUGCAUGUUUUUGUGGCUGUCUGUGCAGGAAACAAUGGAGUGGUUUUGAGAGAUGUUGGCGGGUCCAUCACCAUCCAGUGCAGGUUCACCAGGUUGGACCAAGAAAGCCUGUCUCUGAGGAAGGGGCUCGAUGAAUUUCAAAUUUUUCACCAUAACACAGUGUCAAGAAAAACCACCACAGCUGGAGGUUUCAAAGAAAGACUUCAGGUUCAUGGAGAUUUCCCAAAUAUGGACAUUUUGAUCAAGAACUUGACCUCUAAUGACACCGGACCGUACUGGUGCAGAUAUGAAAAGAUUGACAUCAGGGCCCCGCAGCCCAUCAAAACUAAAGGUCAAGGGUCUGUGCUCCUGGUGGUGACAGGUGAGCUCGGUCUUUGUUCUGACUCUGAGUGGAGUAUUUGUGCACGCAUGAAGGAACAUUUUAACAUCUUAAACACACUCUCUGCGUUAAAACUACAGAUACAGAUACAACAUGUGAAACAUCCGACAAGAACCUGAUCCUGAUUUCUGUGGUGAUCUCCGCUGUUCUGCUGCUCGGCAUCCUCCUGGCCCUCUUCAUUUGGAUCAUCAAGGUAUGCAUGCGCUGAAGUUUGUGUGUAGGUGUCUCUCUCUGUGUGUCAGUUUUACACUUGUUGAUGAAGAGCUGCGAUGACUCACAAACACUUUAGAAACUCGGGGGAAGUUUCCGUGAAUCUGUUAUUCAAAGCCAAACCUGUGAAAAAAACACGAUACUGUAUAAUUCUUUCAGUUUGAGAGCGUGAGAAUCUAAUCGGUGGAGUUUAUCUCCUCUGUUUGGAGGUGAAGGCUUCAGUAACUGCUUUAUAGAAAUGAUUUAGUCCUCGACUCUUGUCUUAACUUCUCCAAACACUCAAGUUUAACUUUAACUUGAUGAUGUGAAGAAACUGAGAUGAACUUUAUGGAAAACAGCUCCACCGUGAAGGAGGUGUAGUUUCGGGUUUGUACCUUAAAAUUUCCCAAAGACGCAGAUCUUCAUCACCAAGACUGUAGAGUCAAUAAUUCCACAUGUGAAGUUAGAUUUUCCAAAAAAUCAUAAACCACCUCAUUGAAAACUAGUUUGGAGGGUCCAGCCUCGCAGAGACGUUAUUUAGUUCAGUCCUUUUGCAGAUUAGAUUAGAUUAUUUGAAUUGUUUAAUCUGUAAGUAAUGUCCGUUUUUUUAAAGCUCCUGUGAGUGACUUUUGGUUUGCGUCAUUUUGGCGCCUGCAGUGUUCAAACAAAAAUAUCUUCAGACAAAAAUAUCAUCCAGCUGACUUUUGACAGACAAGUUUAUCACUGAUCACGACUUACAGGUUUUUUUAAAGCUCCUCAUCUGACGUCUACCCCCCACACAUGUUUCAGGGAUUAAAAAUACCAAAACAAAAAUCGCACAUCUAAUCGCUGAUGAUCUUGUUUGCUUUUGUAUUUCAGUAAAAAAAAGCACUAACAUAAAUAUCAGUGUAUUUCAUAAAUGUAAGAAAACAUCCUCACAGGAGCUUUAAGUGUUCAGGUGAUGUUGAAAAUGUAUUUUUAAGUGUCUCUUUGUAUCUUAUUCAAACAUUUUAAAAACGGAAUGAAAUCAAUUUACAUUAAUGACAAAUAGAUAAAAUAUAAAAGCAUGCUUAAACUCCAGCUAACAUGUUUGAUAUAUGUGCGUGACAUGAGCGCCAUCUGCUGGUUAGAAUUGAGGGGUGCGGCCCAUGUUGUGUAACACUAACAUAUCUUUGAUUAAGUCGAGUUUUCUGAGUGACAGAGUUUUUUUUUUUUUUUUUACAAAACAAUCAAUCUUGAUAUUGUAUAUAUGUUAACCUCUGCAGCAGAGCAACACAAACUCUCUUUGUUUGUGUGCUGAAGCUUUCUCUUCAACUUCUCAGGACUAUCAGAGAUCAGACGAGGGGGGGACACUUUGGUACGCCACAGUUUCUAAUAUUAAACCAUUGGCAUACCAACAUGACUAACCGCAUGCCAGCACCCUUCCUGUCCUCUCUAUAUCACAGUUUAUAUCAGCACUUCAAUUACAUUACCCAUAGUGCACUAUGUGGCGCUCAAAAUUGGGUUUAUGUUGAUAUUUACUAACUGCACAACAAACGUGCCAAUAAGCUAAAAAAAAUAAGGAGAGAACUAAAUGAAUAAAUGAAAAAAUGUUAAAGCCAAAAGCAGAAGUUCAUCAAACAUGGUAGGAGAGAGUGUUUUUAACCACUCUUUAUCCUGUGCACACAAGAAAAUAACUUCUGCACACAUAAUAAUACUUUUGCAUGCACAAGAUCAAAAUGAUCACUUUUGCAGGACUGUUUACAGAUGAAAGAAAGAGUGCAAAUUAUUAAUCACAUAUAUCACAAGGACAAAAAUCCCUCUGUGCACAUCUGUGUUCAAGAACAUCAGUGUUAACUAUGGAGAAAAUAAGAGGUGUGCUUAAAAUGUCCCUAAUUAUGCUAAAACUUGAGUUGUAUUUCAGAAGAGAAAUGUUUUACUACUCAAACACUAGUAAAAAAAACAGGCAUUUGCGAAAAGUACGAAGCUAAUGUUGAUAAAUGUAUUCUGAAGAGCUCUCAACACCAAAAAUACAAUCAGGAUCGUCAGCAUAAAAUUGACAUCACUCAAUUUUCCAGGUACAAAGGAGACAGUACGAUUAGGAUAGAGUUUAAAUGAGACAGGACCCAGAAGUGAGCCUUGGGGGACACCUUUUAAAAGCAGCAAAACAUUAAACAGGUUUAUUUCUCCUGAUUUUAUUCUCUGAACUCUUUAAAAAAUAAUCCUCAAAGUGUUUACAAGUAAAGAAGUCAAAGUGAAAACAUAUCUAAGGAAGUGUCUGAUAAGAUGAGGUUUUGAAUAUGCUAAAACACAAAACAACAGAUAAACUUUAACCUGAAAAAACAAAACAAACAGGAUUUUGUAAAGAAAAAAACUGCUUUAAGAUGUUGUAACAACCAUGUCUAACUUGUCGGCCACAAUCUGUUUACCAGACCAAGACUCAGUGCAACACAGUGAAACCACAACGCAUCAACAACAACGAUGUUUACGAGGACAUGCGUGGAACAGGCAGACGCUGA